Molecule: messenger RNA, 1443 nt
Organism: Pongo pygmaeus (Bornean orangutan)
Lineage: Eukaryota; Metazoa; Chordata; Mammalia; Primates; Hominidae
Gene: TM4SF4
Product: transmembrane 4 L six family member 4
Exons: 5
Coding region: 226-834 (202 amino acids)
Cellular component (GO): membrane
Source: RefSeq, a predicted model, not a curated record
GUCAGGGAGAAUCUAUAAAUGUCCAUUGCCAUCGAGGUUCUGCUAUUUUUGAGAAGCUGAAGCAACUCCAAGGACACAGUUCACAGAAAUUUGGUUCUCAGCCCCAAAAUACUGAUUGAAUUGGGGACAAUUACAAGGACUCUCCGGCCAAAAACCCUUGAAGAGGCCCCGUGAAGGAGGCAGUGAGGAGCUUUUGAUUGCUGACCUGUGUCGUACCACACCAGAAUGUGCACUGGGGGCUGUGCCAGAUGCCUGGGGGGGACCCUCAUUCCCCUUGCUUUUUUUGGCUUCCUGGCUAACAUCCUGUUAUUUUUUCCUGGAGGAAAAGUGAUAGAUGACAACGACCACCUUUCCCAAGAGAUCUGGUUUUUCGGAGGAAUAUUAGGAAGCGGUGUCUUGAUGAUCUUCCCUGCACUGGUGUUCUUGGGCCUGAAGAACAAUGACUGCUGUGGGUGCUGCGGCAACCAGGGCUGCGGAAAGAGAUUUGCGAUGUUCACCUCCACGAUAUUUGCUGUGGUUGGAUUCUUGGGAGCUGGAUACUCAUUUAUCAUCUCAGCCAUUUCAAUCAACAAGGGUCCUAAAUGCCUCAUGGCCAAUAGUACAUGGGGCUACCCUUUCCACGACGGGGAUUAUCUCAACGAUGAGGCCUCAUGGGACAAGUGCCAAGAGCCUCUCAAUGUGGUUCCCUGGAAUCUGACCCUCUUCUCCAUCCUGCUGGUCGUAGGAGGAAUCCAGAUGGUUCUCUGUGCCAUCCAGGUGGUCAAUGGCCUCCUGGGGACCCUCUGUGGAGACUGCCAGUGUUGUGGCUGCUGUGGGGGAGAUGGACCCGUUUAAACCUCCGAAAUAAGCUGCUCAAACUCUACAGCGUGAUGACUACAAUUUCUUUUCAUAAAACUUCUUCUCUUCUUGGGAUUGUUAAUUCCUAUCUGCUUCCUAGAUGACAAAGCUUAGAAAAGGCAGUUAUUCCUUCUUUCCAACCAGCUUUGCUCGAGUUAGAAUUUUGUUAUUUUCAAAUCAAAAAUAGUUUGGCCACUUAACAAAUUUGAUUUUUUUAACAAAUUUGAUUUAUAAAUCUUUCAAAUUAGUUUCUUUGUAGAAUUUACCAGCAGGUUCAAAGUAUACUUUUCAUAAUUUUUUUAUUACAAAUGUAAAAUGUAUAAAGUCAAUGUACUGCCAUACUACUUCUUUGUAUAUAAAGAUGUUUAUAUCUUUGGAAGUUUUACAUAAAUCAAAGGAGGAAAGCACAUUUAAAAUGAGAAACUAAGACCAAUUUUUGUUUUUAAGAUGUAUAAGGAAAAAGAAUGAUUGAUGUAUCCUAAGUAUUGUUAUUUGUUGUCUUUUUUUGCUGUCUUGCUUGAGUUGCUUGUGACUGAUCUUUUGAGGCUGUCAUCAUUGCUAGGGUUCUCUUACGUAUGUUAAAUUAAAACCUGAAUUCAGAGGUAA